Messenger RNA from Cylicocyclus nassatus, 469 nucleotides. NCBI's taxonomy places the organism in Eukaryota, Metazoa, Nematoda, Chromadorea, Rhabditida, Strongylidae. The record is from the annotation of a GenBank genome assembly.
AUGCACGAAGGAAGGUUUUUUAUACGAUCCAUUCUUUGAGAUGUCCUCUGCAGUAAAAGCUACCGACGACAAUGUGGAAGAAGAUGCUACUGAGAUGCGUUUUCCUAAAGAGUUCGAAUCUCAAAAUUGCGACGCUCUAUUGACAUCGGAAGUUUUCCUGCUUUUAGAGCACAGAAGGCAACAAAAUGAGGCGAAAGAUGAAAUCGAGGAUAUGAGUGAAGUUUUUAUCAAAACGCUCAAUUAUGCGCGUCGUUUGUCAAGGUUCAAGAAUCGUGAAACAAUCAAAGCCGUUCGUGCUAUAUUCUCUCAAAAACCUUUGCACAAGUUUGAGGUGGCGCAAAUAGUCAACCUUUGUCCUGAAACUGCGGAAGAAGCGAAGGCUUUGAUACCUUCGCUGGAGAACAAGUUGGAGGAUGAUGAUCUUGAUGAGAUCUUGAGGGAUUUACAAAGUAAAAAGACUUUCCAGUGA